Spinacia oleracea (spinach) is the source of this 2432-nucleotide messenger RNA. RefSeq lists its product as uncharacterized. The transcript is spliced from 9 exons. The coding region runs from base 370 to 2124 and encodes 584 amino acids. The record is from RefSeq and is a predicted model, not a curated record. Lineage: Eukaryota; Viridiplantae; Streptophyta; Magnoliopsida; Caryophyllales; Amaranthaceae.
AAAACAUCAUGGGGGCAACGCUACUCUCCAACGACCCAGUUUUUAUUCAUUUGUUUUUCUAAUAUUUAUAUCUUCAUCAUUGACUUCAUGCCUCACCUUAUUUGUCAUCAAAUAAUCAUAAAAUUUGGAGGGAAUUGAAUUUUUCAAUAUCCCCUGAAUUUUUCUCUGUUUUACAACAAAGAAUCUAAAAAAUGUCAUCAGAUUUUAAACUCUAAUUAAGAAAAUUAUCGAGUAAUUUCUUCCUUUUCGUAUAAAAAAAAUUGUUUUUAUGUUUCUUUUUUUGAUAUUUUUCUUUGCUUAGAAAGGAAGAUGUCUCUGAAAUUUGCAUAAAUUCUUUUUAGAGAGAGAAAGUUAGAGAGAAGGGCAGAAAUGGGUGCUUGUGCAUCAAAGCCAGAAAGUUGUGUAGGAGGAAAGUUGAAGUUCUCAAAGAGAUAUAGAAAAACAAGGAGGUCAAGGCUUAAGAAAAGCUUGUCCUUUACUAGUAAUAAACUUGUUCCUAUUAAUGAGUCUUCCGGCUUCAAUGAUCUUCCUUCUUACACUAAUCCCGCUUUUCGAGUUAGCAUGGAUGAGUCGUGGUUCGAUUCCCAUCCUGUGUUUGAGGCUGAUUGGGACGAUGAUUUUUACAGUAUUCAGGAAGAUUCCUUUUCUACAAGAAGUUCUGAUCAAAGCACCUGCCCAUCAACCUUUUCAUCUCCAAAAUGCCAAAGUCCUGGUUAUGGUUGUUUUUCUGCUAUGUCCUCCUUUAAUCUCAGGCAGCGUAAAGAACAAGCUGAUGUUGAACCACCUAAUGAGGGAAAUUCUUUUAGUUUCUAUAAAGACCAUUUGAUACACAAAGAUGAAAAAGCUGAUCAUUCUCGAGUUUCUUUGGAUGAUCAGGAUCAGCAAGAUGACUCAACACCAACAGAGUUCUCCUUUGAUUGCAGCCCAGAUUAUUCUGAUCAAAGCAUUGACAGUAGCGAAAAAUCGCUAGAUUUGAAACAGAAGAACUUGGAUAACACUGAAUUGAAGCCACAGAAUAAGCUCUUUGAUGUAAAAACACCACUGCUAGUGGUGAAAGUAUGCAGACAUAGGGAUGAACAUGAAGAUGUAAGAGUAGAUGAUUUAACAGGAAUAGAAAACUACCCGGUGGUUACAAAUUCUUGCUUGCCGUGCCUAAAAAUGUCGAGUGUAUCAGCAGCUGAUAGGAGAAGAUCAGUCAGUCCUAGCCCUCCUGGUACAAGGAAGAAAGCAGGAUUGAAGACACUCUCCUUUCGGUGGAGGGAUGAAUAUACUAGCCCUACUUUAGUUUCGCCAAGGGCCCCGCUGCAAAGACCAAUAGCAGGAUCUCAGAUACCUUACUGCCCACCAGAAAAGAAGAUGUCAGAUUGCUGGUCACCUAUUGAUCCCAACACUUUUAAAGUACGGGGUCAUAAUUUUCUCAGGGAUAAAAGGAAGGAUUUAGCUCCAAACCAUGCUGCAUUUUAUCCUUUUGGUGUUGAUGUAUUUCGAUCUCAUCGGAAAAUUAAUCACAUUGCUCGUUUUGUGGAGCUUCCACCCGUACUUUCUUCCGGAAAAAUUCCUCCAAUCCUUGUUGUUAAUAUACAGAUGCCACUAUAUCCCGCCUCAGUUUUCAACCGAGAACAUGAUGGAGAAGGCGUCAACAUUGUUCUCUAUUUUAGGCUCUCUGAAGGCUUUUCCAAGGAUUUACCUCGUAAUGUUCAAGAAAAUGUCAGGAGAUUGAUAGAGGAUGAGACGGAGAAAGUCAAGAGUUAUUCUGCAGAGACAACAGCACCCUUUAGAGAAAGACUUAAAAUCUUGGGACGUCUAGCAAAUGUAGAAGAGCUCAGUCUGAAUGCAGCAGAAAAGAGGCUACUUAACGCAUACAAUGAGAAACCUGUACUUUCACGCCCUCAGCAUGAGUUUUACUCGGGAGAAAAUUACUUUGAGAUAGAUUUGGACGUCCACAGAUUUAACUAUAUUUGUAGGAAAGGUCUUGAUUCAAUUCAAAGCAGAUUAAAGCAUUCUGUCUUGGAUUUCGGACUCACCAUUCAGGGACAAAAACCUGAGGAUUUUCCCGAGCAUCUGUUAUGCUGUGUAAGGUUGAACGAAAUUGACUACACCAACUACCGUCACUUGGCAGUUUGAGUUGAGAACUUCUGAAGCCCAAAAGAGGUGAGAAGUUCAAAGUCGUGCUCUUUUCAUCACACAAGAUAAAGAAAAGGCCUAGAAGUUCUUGUUUCAGUGUUUCUCACUUUCUCCACUUGUUUCCUGAUUCCACCCCUCAGAGGAAGGAGGUGUGAAAUACCGAUGUUGUCUCUAAUUUUUGUUCGUCUUCUUUUAUAACUUUGUACACUCGGUGUAAUUAUCAAAAACUCGUAUGUAAACUCUGACGUAUAGUCCUAACACUGUCACAAAAGAUUGAAGAAAGCAUAAAUUUUCUCUGUAUCAAAUAU